CAGCCUGCAUAGCGGUACUAUUGGUAGUAAACUUGACAUGAAUUUUUUCUCCUUUCUUGCAGGACGACUUCAAGUUGCAGAGUGUCAGAUGUGCGGCACACAUUCUAUCACUUGCCAUCGAAGAUGCCUUGAAAGUGAAUAAAACUCACCAAGCAACAAUCAAGUCUGCCCGGGGCCUGGCAAAAUACCUCCUCCAGGAAACAAAGGUACGCCAACUGACAGCAGCCAACCUCCCUCUGCCCAUGCUUGAUGUUUGUACCCGCUGGGGCAGCACGUAUGACAUGCUGCAGAGUGUAAUGAACCUGCGAAACUUUGUCACCAUGACUCUGAAGUGGACACAGACAUCAGAUGAAAUUGAGCAUGGUCUCUCGGAGGACAAGUGGAAGGCCGUGGACGCACUUCUUGAAGAUCUUGGUCCGGCACGGAAGGCGACCACUGAUCUUCAGAGGGAAGACCUAACAUUAGGAGAGUUCUUUGCCAUCUGGACUGGGGUGGUGCUCAAGCUGGAGAAGCGGAAGAGGUCUUCGGAACUCGCCAAGGCUCUCCUGGAGGCGAUGAAGACGCGGGAGAAGCGAGUCCUUUACAGUGACAGAAGAAAAGGCGAGCGGUAUUCCCCGCUCUUCAACUACCCCAGCUUUAAUGCUGCCCUCUUCCUGGACCCUCGAUUCUUCUCCAUCCUGUCGCCGGAACAGGUUGACGACGCCAAGAAGUACCUGAUUAGUCUCUGGGAGAGGAUGGAGGCGGUCAAGGGACCUGCCGAAAUUCCUGCAGAUACCACCUUGAGUUCAGACAGCGAUGGGGACGACUCCGAUGGUGAACAAGAUCUCUUCUCAAAACUCCUCGAGGCCAAGAACAAGGAGCGGCUACGCCAGUCACAGGGCGCGUCAGAUCAUCGUGCGGGACCAGCGGGUCGUGCGGCGCAGAGGGCCGCUCUACGCGCAGCACUCGACGACUACGAGCGCUCCACGUCACCACUGUCCCGGAAAGCGAGUGUCUUCGAUUACUGGGCUAAAAGGAAGCUGCUCUGCCCGGAACUAUUUGAGCUUGCCAUGGUAGUUCUGAGCAUACCAGCGACCCAGGUGUCGGUGGAGCGCCUUUUCUCGGCACUCAAGUUUAUUCUACGUCCUCAGAGACAUGGACUUUCAGCGAAGCUCGUCAAUGAUGUGGCGUUUCUUCAGGCCAACAGAAGUGUGGUAAAGGCUCUUGUUGGCAAAGUAUUGCCACAGGUAACAGCCACCACCACUUCUUUGUCAAAGAAGAAGCAUCCUUCCAGAGGCAAGUCGACACGCCAUUCUUCGGAAUCUUCGGAGACUUCUGAGCUUGUUGACGAUGUCAGCACAGUGUCCGAAGGCGGAGGAUAGGU
Molecule: messenger RNA, 1363 nt
Organism: Frankliniella occidentalis (western flower thrips)
Lineage: Eukaryota; Metazoa; Arthropoda; Insecta; Thysanoptera; Thripidae
Exons: 2
Coding region: 243-1361 (372 amino acids)
Molecular function (GO): protein dimerization activity
Source: RefSeq, a predicted model, not a curated record